Hyposmocoma kahamanoa is the source of this 588-nucleotide messenger RNA. RefSeq lists its product as uncharacterized. Lineage: Eukaryota; Metazoa; Arthropoda; Insecta; Lepidoptera; Cosmopterigidae. The record is from RefSeq and is a predicted model, not a curated record. The coding region runs from base 1 to 588 and encodes 195 amino acids. The transcript has 5 exons.
AUGCGAGCAACUGGCACAGUUAGGCGUGCUGACAAAACGGAAAGAGCCACGUUCAUUAGCCUUAACUCGCGCGCCUAUAAGCCGCGCUGGAGGGUGCAGGCGCAGCGUAAGUUCGCACAAGGCGCUUACAUCCCGCCACAAAAUAAUUUCCCUAGGAGCGAUGACACCACCACCGUCACACCCACCAAGGAAGAUCGCACUGGCGUGAUUCAAAUGGCACGUCAGAAUGCGAAAUCACUACUGGAUCUUGUGUCCUUCAAGCGUGUCCACACCCACUUCGAUCCCGUGGUGGUAUUGGAACGUUUGACAACUGCCCCGCCAAAUAAAUUUAUGCUGCCGCCACCAAAAUUGAAAAUAAAAAAGAAAAUGGUCUAUUUCAAACCCAAACUUAAAAAGCAGACGAAAAUAAAAAAAUCGGCUCUGUUAUCAGAAAAAGUGGACGAUGAUGAUACAUCCUCCGACUUAGACGAGGAAGAAACACCUUUGGAAUUUUUAAAACAUCGUAAGAAAGAAGGCGAACCGUUACAUAAACUUCGUAAAGUGACACGCGCGGGUCGGCAAUCUGUGACUGGCGAAGAAAUUUCGUAA